AUGGUUGGCAUUGGAAGUCCAACAAUCAAGCAAGAGUUAAAUAGCUUAUCACAAGCUCAAACUCAUAAUAAAAAUGACACAGGAACUUACAGGGGCCCUAAUCUGAGAAGAUCAUUGACUAAUGAAUCGAGUUACUCUGAUAGCAAAGAACUUUCUAGUCAGGUUGCACUUUCUUCUAGGUCAUCAACAAGUGCAUUUGGAUCUUGGGGUCAAGAUCUAAAAACAAGUCAAAUAGAUACUAAAAAUGGGAAUGCAAGCUCAAGUUAUUCAAAUGAAAAGAGUCGUGGAGAGAGGUUAUUAGAGACCAUUGUAACAUCUGGUGGUGUUCGUCUUCAACCUACUCGUGAUGUCAUUCAGGUCUGUGUGAAAGCCAUAUGUGUGCUUGAGGCGAUAUUGAGGAAGAAAAAUGAUGAACCUUUUUCCAUUGUCACCUCUUACUUUACUAAAAAUAUAGAUGUUGUGGUAAAAUGCUCCAAGUCUCCUCAAGCCUUUUUAAGGGAAAAGGCAAAUAAGCUAUCAUGGCAACUUUCAACAGUAGUUUUGGACCGGCACCUUCUUGCAGAAGAUAUCAUGUACAUGUUCUUGUGCUACUAUUGUGGAUUCGGGAACAUCCUUGCUUACUGGUCCAACUGUAUGCAUUUCAUGUGA
Molecule: messenger RNA, 648 nt
Organism: Lactuca saligna
Lineage: Eukaryota; Viridiplantae; Streptophyta; Magnoliopsida; Asterales; Asteraceae
Source: the annotation of a GenBank genome assembly